Messenger RNA from Penicillium cosmopolitanum, 699 nucleotides. RefSeq lists its product as uncharacterized. The record is from RefSeq and is a predicted model, not a curated record. The transcript has a single exon. NCBI's taxonomy places the organism in Eukaryota, Fungi, Ascomycota, Eurotiomycetes, Eurotiales, Aspergillaceae. Bases 1 to 699 code for a protein of 232 amino acids.
AUGAUUGGCAGCUUGAUAGUCACUGCUACAGCCAAGAUUCGGUGCAACAAUUACGACAAGUGUAUCGAUCAUUAUAUCCCUGGCUUUGGAACUUGUCCGUCAAAUUACGAACGCCUUGUAAUUGAUAUCCCUCAUCAGGUGCCUCAAGUGGAAUGCCAGCGAUCAUGCAAUGACAAUGAGUUGCAGAAAUGCCGCGCAGACUUGUGCCAGGAAGACAUCGACACGUGCAACAAAAACCCCGGAUGGGUGGAAACAUGCAGACGUGCUUUACACAAAUGCAAAGGGCCUAUCAUGAUGAAUCGAGAUAUAUGCACAGAUGAUGCUAUGGAACGACAUGUGAAAUUUUCCACCCCGUCGACUGUGAUGUGCUCGAUAGAUGGGGCUGCCGAGUUGGAUGCAAAAGCACAGGGGGAAAACACAGUUGUUAUUGAUCUAGGAUCAUAUGGAUUCGUUAUCGGACCAGAUUCUGACAAAGUUCUACGUUGUGCUGGGCUUUCAAAUGGAGGAAAAAUGGACUUCGAGGCAAAAACAAUCAAAUUAUGGAGAUGCCAGCAUCGGGAACAGAAUUCUUGGGGAUGUUUGCCUAUGCCAGGUGCUUCAGAACAAGCUGAAAAGGCCUGUCGAGAGGCACAGGCCGCUAUUGGCCAGGAAACUGUGUUCAAAGUUGAGAAAAGAGAUACCCUUCGAAGAUUAGGAUGA